AUGGAAGACGAACCACUGUUGCAGUCGAGAAGAAAUGUUCAACGGGAAAGUGUCACAUCAGAGGAUGUUCCAAAGAGAAACGUGGAGUCAAUUGAUCUCAUUGCAAAUCAUAACAUGAAAACGGACUUCACAUGGAAGCUAGCUUUGUCUAUGGCAGCUUGCACACUGGGGUCAUCAUUUCAGUUUGGAUACAACACUGGUAUUGUUAAUGCUCCAGAGAAGGUAUUGAAGCAGUUUUACAAUGAGACCUACUACAAUCGUACAGGGAAUAUUAUGAGCUGUGACGGUGAACACCCAUCCCACUGUAACAAGCUUCUGUUUCUAUGGUCGAUUACCGUGGCGCUGUACGCUAUUGGAGGAAUGAUUGGCGGGUUCUCUGCAGGAAACCUCGCGAACAGAUGGGGCCGAAAGAAGACACUGAUGUUAAACAAUAUUUUGAUGAUAGUAGCAGUGGCUGUGGAAUUUUCAUCCAAAUAUCUGAAGGCAUAUGAGGUUCUGAUUGUUGGCCGCUUACUGAUUGGUAUUAAUGCAGGUAUCAACACAGGAAUAGCACCGAUGUACUUGUCUGAGAUUUCCCCCAUUUCCCUACGUGGCCUGUGCGGGACAUUCAACCAGCUAUGUAUCACCCUCGGCGUUCUAGUCUCCACAAUUAUGGGCCUUGACUCUGUUCUUGGAACACCAGAUUUGUGGCAAUAUGCCUUUGCCUUCCCCCUGGUUCUGGUAGUCUGGCAGCUGGUGACUCUCUCGUUCUGUCCGGAGAGCCCUCGAUUUCUGUUCAUAACAAAACACUCUCAGGAAGAGGCACAUAAAGCGCUGGUGUGGUUGCGGGAUUCUGAAAAUGUUGAUGAUGAAAUUUCCGAGAUGAUUCAAGAAAGAGAAGCUGCCAAAGAUAUGACAAAGUUCACGAUUGGCGAUUUAUUCAACAGUGAGGAACUACGGAAGCCGCUGUUUAUCUGUAUUGUGAUGCAUCUGUCUCAACAGCUAUCUGGCAUUAAUGCUGUGAUCUACUACUCAACAAGUAUAUUUGAGUCUGCAGGGUUGUCUGAGAAAGGUGCCCAGUUCGCGACCUUAGCAACAGGGGCAGUUAACUCCUCCAUGACCUUUGUAUCAGCCCUCAUAAUGGAUAAGCUGGGCCGACGGACAUUACAUCUCACUGGGCUGGGAGGAAUGUUCAUCUUCAGUUAUAUACUCACUCUAGGACAGAUAUACGAGCAAUAUGACAAGCACACAUGGCUGGGUAUAAUAUGUGUGGUUGCUGUGAUAGGAUACAUUAUAUCAUUCGCAACAGGGCCAGGUGCAAUUCCAUGGUUUUUCACUGCGGAGCUGUUUUCCCAAGGUCCAAGAUCAGCAGCAGUCAGUAUCGGCGUUGUUGUUAACUGGGCGGCCAACGCUAUUGUUGGCAUAACAUAUCCAUUCCUUGAGAAAAAGAUCAAGGCAUAUUCCUUUGUACCGUUUGUGGUGCUACUGGCCAUUUUCUGGACGUACACAUUGCUCAAAGUUCCUGAAACUAAGGGGAGGAGGAUUGAGGAAAUUACAGCUAUGUUUCAGACCAAGCGACAUGUACGAUAUCGACAGAUACGGAGGAAUGACUCGGGUGAUGAGACGGAGUGAAAAUGAUGAUAGAUGUAUGGGUUUGACAUAGUAAACAUAUACUGUAUAUUUAUUGAAUUUUGGACCCAAUUUCUUCAAACAUUCUAGUAACUAAUAACAAAGUUAAGCUAAGAUCUCUAUAUUUGUUUGGUAUAAUUUAUGUUAUAAUUUCUUUUUUAGAGUUUUUGGACUUAUAAAUUUGGAAAAUAUCUUUAUGAUUAUCACCAUAUACUAUUUUUUAGUAACAUAUAGAUUAAGUAAGAUUAAAAAAGAAAUUUGGCUAAAGGAAAUAAGCUACUUAAGCUUAUUUUGUUUAAGAACUUUUGAGAAAUUUGGGCUGGGUGUUAGAAAGAAAUUUUCUCCCACCUCAGAUAAGUAGAUCCAUUAAUUUAACCAUGCUAGAAAUUCUUAUCUUGCCCACGGGCAAAGAUAAAAUGCCCGUAUGGAACUUCUUUAAUGGUCACCACAUUUUAAUUACCUCCCUUGUUGAAGACUGUCGUCUGUAGCGCAUCAUGGAAACCUUGUCUGGUGGCAAUAUUUAGAACGCGAGUUAAUUAUUUCUCGCUUCAAAUGUCACCAGAAAACAGUUUUUACGCACUUUUCAAGAAAUAAUGCUUCACUCUACUUAGAACUAUUUAAAGACCGAUCAGACCAUUUACAUACUCUGAAUCACUACGCGAAUAUCCAUGACAACCACGAAUUAUUGCAUAUCCGUACGUAUCACUAAGCACAAAAGAGUUCCGGCAAAAAAUUAAAUUUUUUACUUAAUUUUGUUUAACUGAGGUGGGAGAAAAAGCAUCUACCAUAGCCGCUCGUGUAAGAUAGGUUCAUCCUGGUAAACCUCGUUUCCGCAAAACACCCUACGCUCGGGUCGGAAUGAACCUAUCUUACACUCUCGGCCAUGGAAGAUACUUAUAAUCACACAGAGUGAUCACAAAAAGUAGUCUUUUCACAGGUUGUUGUGCUUGUGAAUAUAUAUUUUCUAUGAUCAGGGGUUGAUAAAUAAUAAUACUCAUAACCUAUUGGUUAAUUCUCAUUUAUCAGAUAUAGUUUGCUUUCAUGUUAUAAAUUAUUGGCUCAGGGGAUUUGAUUGUAAAUAUUAAAGCUGCACUCUCACAGCUUGACCGUUGUGACAUUUUUAAAAAAAAAAAAUGGUCUCUGAAUCAGCUGAUUUUGGCAUCAAUCCCAUCAAUUCAGUCAUAUCAGAUACUGGAAACUCAUAAUAGAACAAAUCUCAAUUGUUUGGUAAAUUGCCAAAUAUUUCAUUUCCCUGAAAAUUUUAGUAACGAGUUUUGCCAUUGAAAAAAUUCAAUUUUCGAAUGUAAAUUUGAAAAAUUUAUAUCUGAUCUUUUGUCAGAAGUCUUAUAUCACUGGUUUUUAGACAUUUUACAGUACAAAAAUAUUUGCUCAUUCCAAGACAAAAAAAUGUUGUCAAAUGUCAAUCUAUGAGAGUGCAGCUUUAAAAGUUUGCAUUUAUCUUUGUAUUUUUUUUAUGUUAUUGUACAUAUUUUGAUGGUCAUGAUUGAAUUUGCAUAAGAUCAUGUGAUAAAAACAUUAAACCAGUAACUUUUAGGUGGUAACUCCUCUUGGAAAAAUGCAUAUCAUAUCUUUAACAUGUUUGCACCAUUUGUCACAAUUUUAUUUAUUUUUUUUGAUAACAAAAUUUAUAUUUAUAAUUUGUAUUGUUUAUGUCCUAUGUGAAUGCAGUAGGGCACACGAGGAAAUAUUCCAUGAAACAUGAUAGCAUUUCUUGGUCAUAUGCUUGCUUGCCCUACAGGGUUCAUACAGUUUAAAUGCUAUCAAUAAUUAUAUUUUAAUACAUUUUAAAUAAUUUUUCAUUACAAUUAAAAAUGAGCCAUCAUCUUCUUCAGUUGAGUAUUUGUUCUAAAAGAAAUGUAACCAAUAACACACGUUUGUAUAAAUGAAAUUUUAAUGAAUAGCUGACUUUUGUUACGCCAUAUAUCAUUCGUUAUGUGACCUCACGCUAUUAAAUCCAAUCAGAGUGCAAUAUUGAAACAAACAAUGACAUCAUAUCUUCUUACAUGUUAUACAAUAUAAAAGUAAACUUUCACCUAUAAAAAGGACAAGGUAAAUGUAAAUAUUUAGAAAUGAAUACUGAUAAUACCUCUACUCGUGCAUAUAUUUUCCAGCUUUGCUUUGUUUUAUGUAUUUUACUUGGUGACUAGUAUACACCUGCAUAUUUUGGGAGGGUGCAAUUGCUGUGAUAUCAAUAUAUUUGUUUAUUUAUAUACAUAUAACAUUAUAUAGGUAGUAUGAUAACUUUGUUUAUAAAAAAUAAACACACAAAAAAUCAG
Messenger RNA from Mya arenaria, 3905 nucleotides. RefSeq names its product solute carrier family 2, facilitated glucose transporter member 3-like. The record is from RefSeq and is a predicted model, not a curated record. Gene Ontology annotation, biological process: monosaccharide transmembrane transport. The coding region runs from base 1 to 1611 and encodes 536 amino acids. Gene Ontology annotation, molecular function: hexose transmembrane transporter activity. The transcript is spliced from 12 exons. Gene Ontology annotation, cellular component: membrane. NCBI's taxonomy places the organism in Eukaryota, Metazoa, Mollusca, Bivalvia, Myida, Myidae.